CCUUUGAGAUGAAGGAGACGGGCACAGAUGUGAAGGCAGAGAUGUCUCCGGUCCUCACCUGUUUGCUGGUUUUCCUGGUGGGCUGCUCAGGAUGCCAGCACCAUGCCUGCCGCUGCAUGGGCAGGGUCUUCAUCUGUCAGGAGAGCAAGGUGGUCCAGGUUCCCCGGGACAUCCCCGCCAACAUCACCGAACUGAGAUUUGUGCUCACCAAGAUGAGAGUCAUUCCAAAAGGAGCUUUCACAGGACUUGGUGACCUGGAGAAAAUAGAGAUCUCACAGAAUGAUGCCUUGGAGGUCAUAGAAGCAAAUGUGUUUUCCAGCCUUCCCAAACUACAUGAAAUAAGAAUUGAGAAGGCCAACAACCUUGUGUACAUUGAUCAAGAUGCCUUCCAACACCUUCCGAGCCUCAGAUAUUUGUUAAUAUCGAACACUGGCCUUCGGUUUUUACCUGCUCUCCAUAAGGUGCACUCUUUCCAGAAAGUUUUACUAGAUAUUCAAGACAAUAUCAAUAUACGUACAAUUGAAAGAAAUUCAUUCACGGGCCUGAGUUCUGAAAGCGUGAUUCUAUGGCUGAAUAAAAAUGGGAUUCGGGAAAUUGAGAACCAUGCGUUUAAUGGAACCUACCUGGAUGAGCUAAAUCUAAGUGAUAAUCACAACCUAGAAAAAUUACCAAAUGAGGUCUUCCAAGGAGCCAAUGGGCCCGUUGUUUUGGAUAUUUCAAGGACAAGAAUCAGCUUCCUGCCAAGUCAUGGAUUAGAACUCAUUAAGAAGCUAAGAGCAAGGUCUACAUACAAUUUAAAAAAGCUUCCUGAUUUAAGCAAAUUUAGGUCUUUGAUUGAGGCAAAUUUCACCUACCCUAGUCAUUGCUGUGCGUUUACAAACUGGAAAAGACAAAACACUGAAUUACAUCCGAUAUGUAGCAUAUCUCAGGUGAAGCAAGAACUUGAUGAGCAGCCUGGCGAUAAGAUAUAUAGACGAUCUGCAGCUGAAGAUUAUAUUUCCAACUACGCCAUAGGAUUUGACCCAGCAGAGAAUGAAUUUGACUAUGGUUUAUGCAAUGAAGUAGUUAAUGUAGCAUGCUCACCUAAACCCGAUGCUUUCAAUCCAUGUGAAGAUAUCAUGGGACACAACAUUCUGAGAGUCCUGAUAUGGUUUAUCAACAUUUUAGCUAUCACUGGGAACAUUGUUGUCCUCAUUAUUUUAAUAAGCAGUCAAUACAAAUUCACCGUACCUCGCUUUCUAAUGUGCAAUCUUGCAUUUGCAGACCUCUGCAUAGGUAUCUAUCUGUUGUUUAUUGCAUCUGUAGAUAUCCAGACCAAAAGCCAGUAUUACAACUACGCCAUAGACUGGCAAACUGGGGCAGGAUGCAAUGCUGCAGGAUUUUUUACAGUGUUUGCAAGUGAACUCUCAGUCUACACGCUGACUGCGAUAACUCUGGAAAGGUGGCACACCAUCACCUAUGCCAUGCAACUGGACCGCAAGGUUCGAUUUCGUCACGCUGUGAUUAUAAUGGUUUUUGGCUGGGUGUUUGCUUUCACAGUGGCACUUCUUCCCAUAUUUGGAGUCAGCAGCUACAUGAAGGUCAGCAUCUGUUUGCCCAUGGAUAUAGAAACACCGUUUUCUCAGGCUUAUGUUAUAUUUCUUUUAGUGUUGAAUGUACUUGCAUUUGUGAUCAUAUGUGCCUGCUACAUCUGCAUCUACUUUACUGUGAGAAACCCUAAUGUCGUCUCUUCAAACAGUGACACCAAGAUCGCCAAGCGCAUGGCCAUACUGAUCUUCACGGACUUCCUCUGCAUGGCACCAAUAUCUUUUUUUGCAAUAUCAGCCUCACUCAAGGUUCCUCUCAUCACAGUGUCCAAAUCCAAGAUCCUUCUGGUUUUGUUUUACCCCAUCAAUUCCUGUGCUAACCCUUUCCUCUAUGCCAUUUUCACCAAGACUUUCCGCAGGGAUUUCUUCAUUCUGUUGAGCAAGUUUGGUUGCUGCGAAAUGCAAGCCCAGAUUUACAGAACAGACACCUCCUCAUCUGCUCAUAAUUUCCACACGAGAAAUGGCCAUUGCCCUUCUGCUUCAAAAAACAGUGAUGGGACUAUUUAUUCAUUGGUUCCUAUGAAUCACUUGAACUGAAAUGCUUGCAUGAAUUUGUGUCUGAGGCAGUGUGAUAAUCACUUUCAACUGUGAAUUUGAAUAAUGACUUCAGUAUAGCAUGUAAACUUAUUUUUUAUGGGAAAAAAAAUUAUUUCCACUUUGCUAUUUUUGUUCAAUGAACAACUGUCAGAGAUGACACAUCAUCUUCAUCAGUUCUUGAAGGACAAAGAACAAAACUUCAGUAUAUGCUAAAGUGUCCUUGUAGAAUUGUCUCAAGAAAUAAAUGAGAUUAUAAACUGGUAUCUCCCACCAUACAGGCAGAGAUUCUCUUCAUUCUAGCAAGAUGUUAGCUGCUUACUGAGAAUCAAGUAGUGGUUAUAUACAGUUGAAAGAAAAAAAUAUGUAGCAUUAAUUUUUUUGUCUGUGAAGCAUGCUGUAACAAUGACAGACAAUUAGUUCUUUUCAUUAAUCAUAUCUCCUGCAGUUAUAGAAGACAGAAGGCCAACUUACAGUCCUCUUUCAGCAUAGACUUACUAGGAAUGAGAAUAUCUUGUGUUGUUUCCAUUUCUGUUCACCACAGCAGAGGGGCAGGAGGUAUCUCCAGCUAUGCUGAUGUUUACUGUUCCACACCGCAUGGACCUGCCUUACUCGGCACAAAAGUGUCACUUUGGGUAGGAUACUUGUUGAUUUAGACUGGCAGGCUCAGGGAACCAGAUUUCAUUUGAGUUUGGAUCGAGGAGUUUGGUUUGGUUUGCGGUUUGUUUUCAAGGUGAGAAAGAGCAAGGACAAGAGCAGGAGAAACCCUUCAUAAUAAGGAGGAUGUUUUCUCGAGUUGGUCUCACAAAGUUGGGUUGAAAUCAUUUAUGUGUGGCUGGUGCUCUUGGGUAUGGCAAGAUAGGCCAACAGGCUGCUCCAACACAAUACCUGAGGCAGGUUUGCCAUUAGGGCAGUAUUAGUCAGUUGCAUUGUCUGGGCUAUGUAAGGGCUGGCGGAUCCAGAUACGGCUUUUUAAAACCCAUACAAAAGUUUUUGUGAAAUCCUAAAAGUUCUCUUUCCCUUUCUCUUCUAAAAAAAAAAAUCCUUCAUGUGCACAUUAUCAGAUGAUGGUCCAGAUUGAAAGACCUGAAAGAAACCAUAUGCUGCAUAUUUUGAAAUAACAAAAAAGACAAAGGUCUUAAUCAAGUUUUCCUGAUUUUACAGAGUUUUUAAAUAAUGUCUCAAAGAACAUACAUACUUUUUACAUUAUUCGAAUACCAA
Molecule: messenger RNA, 3341 nt
Organism: Harpia harpyja (harpy eagle)
Lineage: Eukaryota; Metazoa; Chordata; Aves; Accipitriformes; Accipitridae
Gene: FSHR
Product: follicle stimulating hormone receptor
Exons: 10
Coding region: 9-2123 (704 amino acids)
Biological process (GO): follicle-stimulating hormone signaling pathway; male gonad development
Cellular component (GO): membrane
Molecular function (GO): follicle-stimulating hormone receptor activity; G protein-coupled receptor activity
Source: RefSeq, a predicted model, not a curated record